AUGAACGCGCGGGAGGAGGGACCUGUCGGCGCGCGCCUCCGAGUCCGCUUGGCAGUUGAGCGCGAGGCUGGGAUUGAGCGGGAACAGCGCAGCGCUCUGCUUCACUUUUUACCUCAGCGAUUUCGCUCGUGUUUACCGAGAACCGCAACAGCAAGAACAGCCGCAACACACACCGACCGUUUCCUCCAGAACCGAGGGACCGCGAGAGCCGACAUGCAGAACCCGGUGUACUGGGUGGUCCUGGGCGGAAUAGCCGUCGCUUUGAUCCAACAAGGUCUGCCCGUCCGGAGCCAGGGGGACUCUCAGUCUGACAACAAAGUGAUGGACAAUAUCACCGUCCGGCAGGGAGAGACGGUGUACCUCAGUUGUUCUCAGGGUGACGUUGUGACGCAUACGGCUUGGCUGAACAGGUCCAGCAUACUCUACGCCGGCGAGGAUAAGUGGUCUGUGGACCCCCGUGUGAGCCUGGUCACUCUGAACCGGGACGAGUUCACCAUUAAGAUCGAGAACGUGGACAUGAGCGACGAGGGGCUGUUCGUGUGCGCCGUUCAGACCAGCAGCAAACCCAGAACAACAUCCGUCCACAUCAUCGUACAAGUUCCUCCCAAAAUUGUCAACUUCUCGAAGGACAUGAUAGUGAACGAAGGCUCCAACGUCUCGCUGAUGUGCCUGGCCACCGGUAAACCCGAACCCGCAAUCAGUUGGAGAAUGCUCUCCCCGUCUGGGGACGGUCCUGGCUCAGAUGAGGAGUACUUGGAGAUCCCCUCCAUCAGCAGACAGCGGGCAGGAGAGUACGAGUGCACUGCGGUCAACGACAUCGCCACUGACACGAAAACAGUGCAGCUGGUGGUCAAUUACCCACCCACUGUGUUGGAGGGCCGAGAUGUGGGAGUGACUCUGGGUCAGAGAGGGGUCCUGCAGUGUGAGGCUGAUGCUGUACCUGAAGCAGACUUCGAGUGGUACAGAGACGACAGAAGGAUCUUCAACGGCUUUGAUGGGAUUGAGAUCGAGAAUUCUGGCGCCUUAUCAAAGCUGACUUUCUUCAACGUGUCCGAGGCAGACUACGGAAAUUACACUUGCAUCGCCAUCAACAAGCUCGGGAGCGCAAACACAAGCAUCGUUCUAUACGAAGUAAUUGAACCCACUAGCUCGACACUAUUGCAAGGACCCGGCGCAGUGCAAGACGGCAACAGCGGCACAUCGGGAACGUACACGCCCAUCAGCCUGCUCCUCAUCGUCGCCCUGCAGCUGCUGCUCAAGUUUUGAUGGUGAAGAGGUUUCAGGAAGACACAGCCUCAUCUCUCUCUCCUCACUACUCAUAUCAACAACACCUGCAGCCGCCAACGAGAGCACGGAGUACCGAGCGUGCAUGGGAUUCCCCACUCCUCCUCCUUUUUUUUUUUUUUGUUUUGAUAUCAAAUAAUCAAGUAUGUCGAAUUACGUGUUGGAUUUGUUUUUUUCUUCUUCUUUGUAUUAAUUGAGAUUUAUUUUAUUACUAUUUAUUUGUUUUGUUGCCCCACCGAUACGUCAGCAUUUCUCUAGUCCUAGUCCUAGACAGUAAGCCAGUUGAGGUGAGGCUUGUCUAAGUGAAUAGAUAUGCUAUAUAUCUAAUAUGCGUAUAUUCAAAUACAGCUCUGGGGAAAAAAAAUAAGAGACCACUUAAAAAUGAUGUAUUUUCUUUAUUUUAUCAAAUUGAAAACCUCUGGAAUAUAAUCAAGAGAAAGACGGAUGAUCACAAGCCAUCAAACCAAACUGAACUGAUUGAAUUUUUGCGCCAGGAGUAAAGCAGCAUAAAGUUAUCCAAAAGCAGUGUGUAAGACUAGUGGAUGAGAACAUGACGCCAAGAUGCAUGAAAACCAGGUGUGAUUAAAAACCAGAGUUAUUCCACCAAAUAUUGAUUUCUGAACUUUGGAAGAAAGGUUGUCUGUAGUUUAUAGAAUAAAACAACAACAAUAAUUUUAUUCAAACAUAUAACUAUAAAUAGCAAAAUCCGAGAAACUGAUUCAGAAACUGAAGUGGUGUCUUAUUUUUUUUUUCCAGAGCUGUAUUAAAUGAUUUCUGUAUUACUGUAGCUUUGUUAUCUAAAUAAAAGAUUGCUAAAUGUACUUAAAAAAAAAGCUUAUACAAAUUUCAAACAAUUCAUAUAAUAAUUGAUGAGUUAUCUGAAAAUCCAAGGGAAUGAAGUGGUGAAGAAGGGAUAAAGAAGGAUGUUCACAUUUGCCUCCUUUUUUAGUGGAAUGUCACGUCGGUGAAUUACCUCAAGAAGUUAAUGUCAGUAAAUGUAGUAAAUUCAAAGUCAUUGUACAAUUCCUUACGUUAUCAUGCUUCACAGCAUGAUGACAAGUUUUUCUUUUUUUUCUUUUUUUUUAAUUUUCAGUAAAAUCUUAUGGGGAAUCUUAUGGGAAUUUAUGCUUGUGAUUUUUUUUUUAGAAAUAAAGAUAUAUAUAUAUUAAUGAGGAGAGAAGCAGAUUUUCUUUUUGUUGUUUUCUUUUUGUUUUGUUUUGUUUUCUUGGGUUGUUUUUGUGGUAAUUACAAAUACUACAAAUGAUAUGUGUAACAUUGUUUUUUUUGUAUGUUUAGCAUAAAAGCUAAGUGGGGAUAUGCUGCAGGUUCAUUAAAAAGAAGAAAACUCAUCUCCUAAUGCUUUUAAUUUGAGUUGUUAAUUUAGUCAAACAGAGAUUAAUUCAUUUUUUUGCUUUACAUUACUUUUGUUGAUUUGACAUUUAGACAUUUAAAUGUAACAUGAAUUAAACCCAGAAUCCAGAGUGUUACAGUUUUUUCUUAUUAAUCUUAUAAUAUUAUUGAUAAAGCAAUGAUGCAUCCAUCCAAAAUCCCGUCCACAAUCCACAAUCUACCACGCUCUGUCCAGAGUCCACAAAAUCCACCAGUUUUACGGAGUUUUAUGGACUAGGGCUGACAUCGUAGGGCUUUGGGGUAAAGGAGCACAUUGCCAUUCCACUGAUUGAGAAAGCCCAAAGAACUAUCAGCUAUCAGUGAUCAGUUAUCAGCUAACACUCGUUGAUUAUGAUUGUUUUUUUUCAGCUGUUGUAUCAUCAUGUAAAAUUUGAGAGUGAUAGUUUGAGAUACUAUACUAUUAAUUUUACUGUUAAACGUCUUGGUUUUACGACCAUGCCGGUAUCUUAAGCAAUGCGUCCAUAUACAUUAUAAUGAUUUUAAUAUUUUAAUAUAUAUAUAUAUAUAAAUAUAUAUUUUUCUUUGAGUUACUUUUGAUUUGCUCUCUGACUAUUCGGUGGUCCUGAACUCCCUAUUCCCAUAUAUACAUAUACGACUCAUCACGACUACUGAGUUCUCUUCUCUUGUCUAUAUGCAUAUAAUAAUAUGUACAAAAGGGAAAAAUAUGCACCUGUUUUUACUAAAAUUGUGAACCAGUUUAAUACAAUGCAACAGACUUUUUUCUAUUUUAAGUUGCUCCUCUGGUUUGGAGUUUGUGUAAUUUAUUUAUGAGUUUUUGCAUUAAGAAAAUAAGAAAUAACGUCUAAAAUAGAGUGUCAUUAAUCUGUCAUUGUAAAGAGAAAAAAAACACACACACAAAAAAAAUCGGACGUUAAAUAGUGUGCUUCACGCAUGUUUCACCGGGCGAGAUGUGCUAGGCGUAAUUGCCUGUCUUUGUCUCUGUCUCUAUGCAUCAUCACUCUCGAUCGAUAUCUCGACAUUCCUUUAAUUUGAUGAGUUAUCAUUAUUACAGGCCACAAUUGUUAUGGACUACUCGAGCAUCUGUUUUUUAUUUUCAUCAUUUAUUAUUUUAUUUUAUUUUAUUUUAUUGAUGAUAUAUACAUAUUUUUGAUUGGAUGAAGGCCAUUUUUUUUUUCAUUUUUCUCAGUCCACAUACCUCAGAGACAACCAUUGAUUAGACAAAAAAAAAUAAUCAUACUGUCAUAGUGUAGUCAUCAUAAUCAUAAUCAUCGCUGUAAUCCUGAAUGUCAGGAUUUAUACAAAAUUCAUCCACACAAUUCCAACCAUCCAACAACUGAACUGACUAAAUCCAAUCAGAUAGAGAUGAAAUAUAAUGAAAUAUAUACAUGUGUAUAUAUAAUAUACACAACCCCAAAUCAAAUGAUGUUGGGACAAUGUACUUUGAUUUGCAAACAUAUUUAACCUAUAUUCAACUGAAUACACUACAAAGACAAGAUAUUUAAAGAUGUUCGAACUGAACUUUAUUGUUUUUUUCCAAAUAUUUACACGUUUUGAAUUUUAUGCAGCAACACAUUUCAAAGACGUUGGGACAGGGGCAACAAAAGACUGGGAAAUUUGAGAAAUGCUAAAAAAUAUAUAUUAAAAAAAUAAAUAAAAAUAAAAACUGUCUGCAACAUUCCAUAGGUAAAAAGUUUAAAUAAAAGCAAGUGAGUGUCAUGAAAGACAAGAUAUUUAAAGAUGUUCAAACAGAUAAACUUUAUUGGUUUUUCCAAAUAUUUGCUCAUUUUAAAUUAAAUGCUGCAAUAUGUUUCAAAUAAAUUGGGACCGGGUGCGAUUAAAGACUGAGAAAUGCUCCAAAACAAAAACAAACAAAAAAAUGCCUGUGUGAAAGUUAUUUAGAAGCAGAUGAGUGUCAUGAUUGGGUGUAAAGGGAGCAUCCCUUCACAGGCAAGGAUUGUGCGAGAUUCACCACUUUGUGAACAACUGCAUAAGCCAAUAGUGCAACAGUUCAAGAACAACAUUUCUCAACAUGCAACUGCAAGGAAUUUACAGAUAUCAUCACCUACAGUCCAUAAUACCAUCAAAGUGUCCUAUAGUCUGAGGAGUCCAUGUUUCACAUUGUUUUUGGAAAUAAUGUACGUCGUGUCCUCUGGGCCAAAGAGGAUAAGGACCAUCCAGAUUGUUAUCAGUGCACAGUUAAAGAGCAGCGUCUUUGAUGGUACAUCUGUGAAGGCACCAUUAAUGCUGAAAGGGACAUCCAGGUUUCUAGAGCAGCAUAUGCUGCCAUCAAAGUAACAUGUUUUUUAGGAACAUCCCGCUGAUUUCAGCAAGACAAUGCAGAGCCACAUUCUGCACGUCUUACAAUAGUAAAAGAGUGCGGGUGCUAGACUGGCCUGCCUGCAGUCCAGACCUAAUAUUAAAAAUAUGACAACAGAAAAGUGGGAAAGAGUUCCACCUACAAAGCUUCAACAAUUAGUGUCCAACAAUUAUUUCCCAAACACUUCUUGAGUGUUGUUAAAAGGGAAGCUAAACUUGAUCCUGUACCAACUUUUUUUAAACUUGUUGCUGCAUCAAAUUAAAAAGUGAAUAUUUAUCUGUUUGAACAUUAAAUAUAUUAUUUUUUGUAGCGUAUUCAAUUGAAUAUAGGUGGAAAAUGAUUUGCAAAUCAUUGUAUUCUGCUUUUAUUAUGUUUUACACAACAUCCCAACUUCUGUGUAUUUGUCACGUUCUCAUCCUGUUCUGUGUCUCGCUUGUCUGUCUCUGUGUUUUUCGUGCCUUUCUGUUUGUUUAUAUACCUUUCUUGGCGCAUGGCCAUCUCUGUGUUCAUUCGUAGCUCCACCCCCUCAUUACCUGCUCUCAGAUGUUUCCUGUUUCCUCCUGUUCCCUUCAUGUGUAUUAAAGCCCUUGUCUUUUCAGUGUUAGUUGCUUGGUUCCUCUGUCAGGAUGUGCUGCAAGGGAGACACGGAGGCGGUCGCAAAUGCAAGUGUUUUUUAUUAACAGAAAAACACAAAUCUAGAUAAAUAAACAAACAGGGAAACUAGAAUAAACACAGAACACAUUUAGAACUAAAAACAAAGAAAGAACUACAGCCUAACACGUGAAACGUGCAGGAACCAACAAACUAACACUGAAAACACAGGAGCUUAUAUGCACAUGGAGGGGACAGGAAACAGGAAACACCUGGGGACAGGUAAUGAGGGGACGGAGCUACAAAUGAACACAGGUGGAAGCAAAUAAACAGAAGGGCAGGAAAAACACAGACAGGAGACAGACACAGAACAGGAUGAGAACAUGACAGUAUAUGUUAUUAUAUAUAUAUAUAUAUAUAUAUAUAUAUAUAUAUAUAUAUAUAUAAAAUCCCAGAGAAUAGACACACACACACAAACAUUACUACCAUCCAUAGUGGUGGAACUGAAGCACAAGGUUGUAAUUAAAUUUGAUGGGUUAUGGCGUCUGUGCUGCCGUCUGGCAGAGAGUUUUGUAUGUGGUUACCUAUGAAGAUGUACUGUAAACAUAAUUACAGAUUUUUGGGAUUUUUUAAUUUUUUUUAUUUUCUGAAUAUUUUCUCUUUUUUUUUUUCGUUUGGGCAUUGAGCUCACAGCCAUAUAUAUAUAUAUAUAUAUAUAUAUAUAUAUAUAUAUAUAUAUAUAUAUAUAUAUAUAUAUAUAUAUAUAUAAAGGGUAGGUGCAAUAGAGUUCCAAUUCAAAUUCCAAAUCCAAACAACAAAAAAACAGAAAAAAACUAAACUAUAAAUGAGAGCAUGACCCCUCCCCCACACCACCUUUCUACCUUUCCAUACAAAUUUCAUAUCAUAUCCCUAAUUUCUGAACUUGAAUUGCACCCACUCUUUUGGGCUGUUUGUGGUACGUGUUUUGGACCGUGAGCUUCGUCUACUGGAUUUAUGAUUUCCGACCGAUUUUAUGGAACAGAGCGGUUUGUUUGAUGACGGAAGAAGACGGGUUCUAGCGUUAUCUUCAGCAGAGGAGUUGUGCUUGUCUGUACAUGGCCAGAAUCCACACCUUUACAACGGGCUGAGUUGGUGCAAAAUACCUGAUACCUGUUUCAACAAGAGCAUCAAACUGUAAUCAACUGUCACCUUUGAGAAUAAAAAAAACACACACACACACACACAAAAACAAGAACAAGAACAAAAAGUGCAUCGCUCCUCUUUUACGAUACGAUUUCCAGGAGAGGAGCCAGUACAAUUCUGUUCAAACUCCCUGUAAUGUAAAGGAAUUGUUGCUUCAUAUGUUUUUUCUUUUUCUUUAUGGAGAUUGUGUGUUCAUAUUUAAGACUUACAAUAAUAAAAUGUUGUAUCUAAAUAGAA
Molecule: messenger RNA, 6982 nt
Organism: Astyanax mexicanus (Mexican tetra)
Lineage: Eukaryota; Metazoa; Chordata; Actinopteri; Characiformes; Acestrorhamphidae
Gene: ntm
Product: neurotrimin
Cellular component (GO): neuron projection
Source: RefSeq, a predicted model, not a curated record